AUGGCAUGGCCAUGGGCACCCUGUCCAUGGGCCGCCCAUUGCACAGGUCUAAUACGAACGGAAGAAAAAUCAUUUUGGAAUCACGAGUCGUUAGAGAUAUUGCUCGGCAGAGAGUUUGGUGCCUAUUCUGGUGAAACGAGCUCGUCUGAAAUCGAAGGUGAAGCAAAAGAUAUAAAUUUAGAAUACAUUGAAAGAUGGCAGGGUGGUAUUGAGGCUGAAUCCGACUGGGAGGAUCUAUCCAGUAAUUGA
Molecule: messenger RNA, 249 nt
Organism: Penicillium angulare
Lineage: Eukaryota; Fungi; Ascomycota; Eurotiomycetes; Eurotiales; Aspergillaceae
Exons: 1
Coding region: 1-249 (82 amino acids)
Source: RefSeq, a predicted model, not a curated record